ACCACGGCCAUCGUGGCGGAGCUGGGGGCCCCUCGUCUCUCAGCGGUGCUGGGUGUGGAGCAUGAGCAGGUUUCCCUGGCUGCCUGCAACCUCCUGCACGUGAUGUUCGAUUCCCUGAAGGAGGGGCUGCAGAAGGAUUUCCGUGGCAAGGAGGACGCGGUGGUGCUGGAUUCCUCCAAGGACCUGAAGCUGCUGAUCAAGCACCUCCUGGAGCUGCUAGCUCUGGAAGGGGCCUCUGCACACGGCCGCGACAACGCCCUCAACCUGCUCAUCAAGGUGGUGCCCAGGAAGUCGCCGAAGGAGAUCAACAACAGCAUGAGCCUCUGGGUGAUCGACCAGGGCCUGAAGAAGAUCCUGGAGGUGGGCAGCACAGUUUGUGGCACCCCGGGCAGCCUGCCCGUCACGGAGAACAGCCGGAUGAGUGCCUCGGUCCUGCUGAGCAAGCUUUACGAUGACCUGAAAUGCGACGCGGAGAGGGAGAACUUCCACCACUUGUGCGAGGACUAUGUGAGGAGCUGGUUUGAGGGGCAGGAGCUGACGGGGAAGCUGCGGGCCAUCCAGACGGUGUCGUGCCUGCUGCAGGGCCCCUCGGACGCGGGGAACAGGGUGCUGGAGCUGGAGGGGAUCAUGGAUGGCGUGCUGUCCCUCUGCGCCUCCGUCAGCGAGGCGCACCAGCUGGUGGCGGUGGAGGCGCUGAUCCACGCUGCCGACAAGGCCAAGCGCGCCUCCUUCAUCAUCGCCAACGGCGUCAGCCUGCUCAAGGAGAUCUACAAGCACAGCGAGAGGGACAGCAUCCGUAUCCGGGCGCUGGUGGUGAGCGCGCCAGGCCGUGGGUUGCUCAUGAAGCAGUUUGCUGAGGCCUCCACGAUGAACCUGGCCAAGCAGUGCCGCAAGUGGCUCUGCAACGAGGCGAUAGACGCUGGCACGCGGCGCUGGGCAGUGGAGGGCCUGGCCUACCUCACCUUCGACGCCGAUGUCAAGGAGGAGUUUGUGGAGGACAAAGCGGCGAUGCAGGCCAUGUUCUGCCUGCGGGAGCUCAUCUCCAG
Apaloderma vittatum (bar-tailed trogon) is the source of this 1046-nucleotide messenger RNA. RefSeq names its product protein unc-45 homolog A-like. The annotation marks the transcript as partial. Gene Ontology annotation, molecular function: Hsp90 protein binding. The transcript has 6 exons. The record is from RefSeq and is a predicted model, not a curated record. Lineage: Eukaryota; Metazoa; Chordata; Aves; Trogoniformes; Trogonidae.